Molecule: messenger RNA, 735 nt
Organism: Lasiodiplodia theobromae
Lineage: Eukaryota; Fungi; Ascomycota; Dothideomycetes; Botryosphaeriales; Botryosphaeriaceae
Product: Chaperone protein HSP31
Exons: 3
Coding region: 1-735 (244 amino acids)
Molecular function (GO): glyoxalase III activity
Source: RefSeq, a predicted model, not a curated record
AUGGCUCCUCCUCGCAAAGCCUUGAUCGCAGUCACAUCGGCGCACGCGCCUCUCUACCCUGAUGGGAAGGAAACCGGUCUAUUCAUCACCGAGGCCCUGCACCCCUUCAAUGUCUUCAAAGAAGCUGGCUUCGAAGUCGACCUUAUCUCCGAGACAGGCACCUACCAACCUGACUGGUUAAGCCAGCAGAAAGAGUGGCUAAAGGACGAAGACCGCAAAGUGUGGGAAGACCACAACAGCGAGUUCCGCAGCAAGCUCGACAAGUUGCUCAAGCCAUCAGAUGUACACUGGAAGGACUACGGCCUCUUCUUCGCCUCAGCCGGCCACGCCUCUCUAAUCGACUACCCCACCGCACGGGGCCUACAACUCCUCGCCUCGCACAUCUACGCCAGCAACAGCGGCAUCCUCUCCGCCGUCUGCCACGGCGGUGCCAUCUUCCCGGGCGUCCUCGACCCGACGGGCGGCGCAUCCGGCAACGCGCCCAUCAUCGCCGGCAAGCGGGUGACGGGCUUCACGACGAAGGGCGAGGAAGAAGAAGGCGUGCUCGACACGAUCAAGAGCUGGAACAGGCCGACCAUCGAAUCGAGCGCCGCGGCUGCAGGCGCGACGUACGUGAGCCCGCCCGGGCCCUGGGACGCGUUUGCGGUUACGGAUGGGCGCGUUGUGACGGGGGCGAAUCCGGCGAGCGCGCAUAAGACGGCGGUGGAGGCGGUGAAGGCGUUUGAUGCGCUUUGA